Messenger RNA from Formica exsecta, 587 nucleotides. Its product is annotated as ejaculatory bulb-specific protein 3-like. The record is from RefSeq and is a predicted model, not a curated record. Lineage: Eukaryota; Metazoa; Arthropoda; Insecta; Hymenoptera; Formicidae. The coding region runs from base 33 to 395 and encodes 120 amino acids. The transcript is spliced from 2 exons.
AGUAUCUUUUUCACGAGAUAGUGUAAACGAAAAUGACUCGGUUAAACUGCAUCGUGAUACUUAUCGGUAUUGCGCUAUUGUGCGUUUUCGCGGAAGAGCUUUAUUCUGAUCAGUAUGAUCAUAUCGACAUAAAUAAUAUCCUCAAUAACGAUAAACUGCGAGACCAAUAUUACAACUGUUAUAUGGAAACUGAACCAUGUCUAACAGCAGAUGCAAAGUUUUUUAGAGAAAUCGCUGGCGAAGCUUUUCAAACAAAAUGCAAAAGAUGUACUGAAAAGCAAAAGGAAAUGAUGGAUUCAUUAGUCGAUUGGUAUACAAAAAAUAAACCUGACCUAUGGCAAAAGAUUGUUGAGAAAAGCUUAGAGGAUAUGAAAAAGAAGAAUGCUGGUCAAUAAUUGCUGACGAAUGCUGCAAAAGGUGAUAAAAAUAACGACACAAAAUCCGAAAUAUUAGAACUUUAUAAUGCUAUAGUUUAUUACUAACAAUAAAUUGUUGUUAUAUAAUCUUUUAAUGAUUGUAUUGUAGUAUUAUUGUUGUUGUAAUGUUAUAUAUUAAUAAUAAAUAGAAUAUAAUAAUAAAAAGAAAAA